GCCACGGCGGCAAUGAAUGUCUUAUUCGCUAGCAGUGUAUUGAGGAAGAUGCUAUGUAAAAUAGAAGUAAUAGUGUAAGCCACUAUCACUAUGGGUUAACAAACAACUACAGCUCUCUCUAGACAGAUAAGCAGCAACAUUCAAGAGAGAGAAAUUGCCAGAGGGAAAUUGAUUGUGGUGGGAGAGAUCACGCCGGUUUCAAACGUCCGGAAUACCUAGGCCUAGCUUGUGGUCUUUUUUUUUUUUUUAGAACUUUCUAGGCCCUUGUUUGACGCAUGAAGUUGGGAACAAGCCCGGAGCAAAAAGAGGAGAUCCUUACCAGAUGGGGUAAUUUCUUUGUGUUUCGCCUCGGAGACGAUCCGAGUGAGCGAGCUUUUGAGGAAAGCGAUGGUGGUAGCUGCUACGAUAGUGCUGAGGCGAGCUUGAACUUUGUUGUGCUGUGCUGUGAUAUGUGACAAUUAACAGCUAGAGUUGAGUUGAGUCGUCGGCAGUUGGAAUUAUGCGAGGAUUCUUGGAAGAGAUCCCUGGCGUUUCUGGUGCUUAUCUAGAGCAUUCAUUGAUCCAUGGCUCAGUCUAUAGCAGCUUUUGGGUCCAAAUGCUGAAGGAUGCUUGAUGGCGGGGGCUUUGGGCAGCUUACAGUGGACAGCUAUCAGUGGACGUGGCGGCCUCUGCACGCUAAAACUGCAGCUGAAGUCCGCGCAACGUGUCUGAUACAGUAAAACGACUCAGCCUUCACUGGGUACGAGCUACUUUGCACAUGAAGUGGCAUUUUCACUUUACGCGUCGCUACGCGUUUUCCAGGGCUUGUGAGUGGCAUCUCCCCGCGCAAGACCUUGUUUCUUACUUGCUCGGCCAAGAAGUAAUUCGACAGGUACUCGGUGGAGGUGGCAGCCAGUAGCCAAUCAAUCAAUCUGGACUCGAUUACUUCUACGCAAGCAAAGAAAUACACACAAUGCCGCAUUCAAUCUCUCCCAAUCCCGUCAAGGACGAGCCAAUGGACGCCGAUCCAGAAAUCCCUGGCGAUGCUGCUCCAGCAAAGACAACCACAGAUGACGAUGUCGAUAUGAACGACGAGCCGCAGGCGGAGGCGCCCCCGACAGGCCAAGCUGAGGAGGUGAAGAAGGAAGUCAAAUUGGACGACUUGUUUGCAGAUGAAGAUUCAGACGAAGAGUUUCCAAGCUCAGCACCUGUUAAGCGCGAGGGUGCAAGCUCACCUGCACGAGCAGCUUCACCUUCGUAUGUAGCUUCAUGCCCACCAACUACUCUGCAGAGAAAGAGAGCAGACCUGGCUAACCGGUUUGAAUUUGUAGAUACAUCCCUGCUUCCGAUCCAGAGGUCAUGCGCAGUUUUUACCAGAGACUCUUCCCUUGGCGACAGCUUUUUCAGUGGUUGAACCAUAGCCCGACGCCUACAAACGACUUUGGGAACCGCGAGUUUGCCUUUACCCUUCAGAAUGACGCAUAUCUGCGUUACCAGUCUUUUGCGACUGCAGAUCUUCUACGAAAAGACGUCCUCCGUCUCAUGCCCUCCCGUUUCGAAAUCGGCCCCGUCUACUCGACAAACCCCCGAGACCGAAAAACCUUGCGCAACUCUUCCGCCUUCAAGCCUCUUGCAAAAGAAUUGUGCUUUGAUAUCGAUUUGACAGAUUACGAUGAUAUCCGAACAUGCUGCGACAAGGCGACCAUCUGCAACAAAUGCUGGCAAUUCAUGACCAUGGCCAUCAAGGUUGUCGAUGUGGCCCUGAGAGAAGACUUUGGCUUCAAGCACAUCAUGUGGGUAUACUCGGGGCGAAGAGGUGCCCACGCCUGGGUGUGCGAUAAGAAGGCUCGGUCAAUGGACGAUCAGAAGCGCAGGGCUAUAGCAAAUUAUUUGGAAGUGAUUAGGGGCGGUUCACAGAGCGGCAAAAAGGUCAAUGUCAAGAGACCUCUGCACCCCCAUCUCAGCCGGAGUCUCGAUAUUCUCAAAACCCACUUUCAAGAAGAUGUGCUAGAUGUCCAGGAUCCUUGGGGGACAAGCGAGCAAGCGGAGAAGCUACUGCAGCUUCUUCCAGACCGGAACCUAAACGAUUCAUUACGGCGCAAAUGGGAAUCAGCCCCCGGACGAUCGUCUACAUCGAAAUGGGCCGAUAUCGAUGCUGUAGCAAAGACUGGUGCAAGUAAGAAUCUGGACUCGAGAGCGUUGCUCGAAGCUAAACAAGACAUUGUGCUGGAAUACACCUAUCCUCGCCUCGAUAUCGAAGUCAGCAAGAAACUAAACCAUUUGCUGAAAAGCCCCUUUGUCGUGCAUCCAGGCACAGGGCGAGUCUGUGUACCCAUCGACACAAGGGCUCUCGAAGACUUUGACCCUCUUGGUGUGCCAACGGUGCAAAGCCUGCUAGCCGAGAUUGAUACUUGGAAGGGUGGGGAGGAGGGCGAGGAGGGCGAUGACAAGUCCAAAGUCAACAUUGCAGACUGGGAAAAGACCAGCCUGAAGCCCUAUGUCGAUCAGUUUAGAACGUUUGUAUCGGGAAUCAUCAAGGAUGAAGGGAUUACAAAAGUUAAGCGAGAGCGGGAGGAUGACUCAAUGGAUUUUUAA
Molecule: messenger RNA, 2574 nt
Organism: Trichoderma atroviride IMI 206040
Lineage: Eukaryota; Fungi; Ascomycota; Sordariomycetes; Hypocreales; Hypocreaceae
Source: RefSeq, a predicted model, not a curated record